GUAAAGUGAAGUUGUUGAGAAAUGAAGAGCGAGAGGGACUGAUUCGAACACGUACAAUUGGUGCACAGCAUGCGCGAGGUGAUGUGGUCAUCUUUCUGGAUGCGCAUUGCGAAGUAAAUAUCAAUUGGUUACCUCCCUUAUUGGCUCCGAUCAAGCAUAAUCGGAAAGUAAUGACCGUGCCAGUAAUUGAUGGAAUCGAUAUGAAUACAUGGGAGUACAAACGUGUUUACGGUGCUGCCGAUGUGCAUUUCAGAGGCAUAUUUGAAUGGGGUCUUCUUUAUAAGGAAACAGAAAUAACGAAAGAGGAAGCACAACGUCGUAAAUACAAC
Molecule: messenger RNA, 329 nt
Organism: Anisakis simplex (herring worm)
Lineage: Eukaryota; Metazoa; Nematoda; Chromadorea; Rhabditida; Anisakidae
Source: the annotation of a GenBank genome assembly